Molecule: messenger RNA, 594 nt
Organism: Lactuca saligna
Lineage: Eukaryota; Viridiplantae; Streptophyta; Magnoliopsida; Asterales; Asteraceae
Source: the annotation of a GenBank genome assembly
AUGCAGGUCAGAAAACCAAUCACGAAGCACGAGCGUUGUUGUCGAUCUCUGUGGGGGAAGAAACGGGGGCUGCUUAGCAGCUCUCGGCUGUUUGAUUCGACUGUGACAGCGAGGUGCGAAGGGAGGAGGUCCGAUGGCGAACAACAAGAUGAAAGGCGAGGCAGGAGGCGGCCUGAAAGGGGCACGAGGGUUCGCCGGUCGGCUCCCAAGCCGAUUUGGUCUCCGGAGUUCGACUGGAUCGAAGGGAAAGAAAGAGACAAGCAGCGAAGCUGCUAUGGUUUCGGGGAGAGGGCAGCCGAUUUCCGGCGAGCUUCUCUUGGUUCAAUGGUCCCGUCGUUGACAGGAAACAAGAAAAGGGUAGAAAGCUGGAAAUGGUUUAUGUGGACCAAUGCGAAGCAGGUGGGGCUACGCUUCCUUCAUGGCUGCGAGGUACGAUGGUUGUGGAUUGUUCCGGCCAACAGGGCUAAAAGGAAAUUGAUGAAUGGAAUGGAUAUUUGGGGUUAUUUUGAUAUGAAUCGCUGGGAUGGAAGGAAGGGAGAUGAGUGUGCAUUUGAGUGUCCAGGAAGAAGAAGACGAAGACGUACGACAAAUUGA